AUGGAGAUCCCGAGAGAAGACUUUGAGCGAAUCAUGUUCUUCGAGCAGACGCGGGAGCAGGCGAUGGCUGAGUUCAAGAAAAACCCACAUGACGCCGAUAACCUCACUAAGCUCGGCCGGACACUUGUGGAGCUGGCGCAGUUCAUUCAGGGGCAGGAGUCCAACGAAAUGCUGGACGAUGCUGUAUCUAAAUUUGACGAGGCCCUGAAGAUUGCCCCCUCGCGCCCCGAUACCCUCUGGUGGCUUGGCAACGCGCACACCACGAGGGGUUUUCAGACGCCUGAUGCUACUUUGGCCAACGUCAGCUUUGAAAAAGCCUCCGAUUGCUUCAGGAAGGCGCUGGAUGCGGACCCAAGCAAUGAUGCCUACCGCAAAUCACUGGAGAUCUCUCUGAAGGGCCCUGAGUUGCAUCAAGAGGUGCAGAAGCAGAUGGCACUGCAGCAGGCGCUGGGGGCAGCUGUGCACCCCUCCUCCAUGGAUGCCCCUAAGGUCCAGAAGAAAAAGAAGAGCAGCGAUCUGUGGUAUGACGUGGCAGGGUGGGUGAUUCUGACUGUGGGUGUGGUAGCCUGGCUCAGCAUUCUCAGUGCCAGGGCACCGCCUCCUGCCGCUGCCAAGUAA
This is a messenger RNA of Closterium sp. Yama58-4, 618 nucleotides long. The record is from the annotation of a GenBank genome assembly. NCBI's taxonomy places the organism in Eukaryota, Viridiplantae, Streptophyta, Zygnematophyceae, Desmidiales, Closteriaceae.